AUGAAAAUAUCGACAGAAGUUGGGGACUCUAUACCUCCUAAUACUAAGCACGCAGUGUCUGUUUGCCUUCCAACAUGGGAAGCUACGGUUGGAUAUGAGGAAGGUGAAAGUUGGGUUGUGGAAAAGAUGACAACUGGGUAUCCCAGGUUUUUUAUACACAAGUCAAUUCAAAGACUAUGCAAUGUGUUAAAGGAAAAAUAUGCAAAGCAGGACGAGACGUGUCUUGUGUUCCCCAGUUAUGAAGUGGCAAAGCGAUGCCGUGAAUUUUGCAAAGUUAAGAAUAAGGAUACUUUAAGAAAUAAGAUCAGAAUAUUGCAGUUAGCCACCUCCAAACCUUUGAACAAAGAAGAAGAAUCAUGGAGAAGAGAAUGUAAAAUUGCUGUAGUAUUUGCUAAAUCCGAGCUGUAUCCACUAUUGAAGCAAUACUGGCAACAUAGUGGUGAAAUUAUAUCAUCCAGAUUGGCAGAGUACGUGUUAGACGAAUUAUUUGAAGUUGAAAAUAAAGAUGGUAAAAUGGUCGCCAAGCAAGGUGAAGAGUUUGUUGAACGUAGAUUUGGCAGAAGUUUAGAUUUUUCAUAUGCCAAUAGAGCCAAAUUACUAAUCAAGAGACGUAUUGCGAGGAAAGUAGUGGACGUCGAAGAGGAUGAUGAGCAACCCACACAGACCAAUGACGCUAACAGUGUCAAUCAUAAUUCUUUGACGAGAGUGAAUGUCAUCCACGAGGAACAAGAUGGUACUUCGACAUUUGAUCACACAGCUGACUCUUCUGCUGAAGAUAUAGUCAGAGUGCAGUUCUUAGGUGCUGAUGAUGAUGACGAUGACGGUAAUUUUGUUGAUAUGGACCAAAACUCUACGAUUCCUGCAGAACCAUUUGAUGAAGUUGAAUUUGAGCAAAUCAAUAUAUCUCCGCCUUCACCAGAACGUGAGAGGACAGAUCCUAUUUCGCUGACAGAUGUAAUAGAGUCUCAGAACGUGUCCUCUUCAAUUCAUCUAAACCCUGAACGGGACGUGUUUUUGUUCCCAAGUGGUAUGGCUUCGAUUUUUACUGCACAUAGAUUAUUGUUAGAGCUUGAUUCCAAGCGAGUUAAACGCAAUAACGUUAAUACCUCCGCAAAUACUCCGAUUGGAUACGGUGGUGCGUAUAAGAAAACUGUCAUGUUUGGGUUUCCAUAUACUGACACAUUAAGCAUUUUGAGAAAGUUUAAUCAUACCCAUUUCUUGGGACAAGGUGAUUCUCAGGCUAUGAACGAAUUGAAAGAGAUUCUUCAUGGUGGUGAGCAAAUUUUGGCGGUAUUUAUUGAGAGUCCAUCGAAUCCUUUGCUCAAGAUGGGUGAUCUUGUGGAAUUGAAAAGACUCUCAGAUCUAUACGGUUUCUACAUAGUCAUUGAUGAGACUGUUGGUGGGUUCUUGAACAUUGAUGUACUACCUUACGCGGAUGUAGUAUGCAGUUCAUUGACGAAAAUUUUCAGUGGUGAUUCCAAUGUCAUGGCCGGGUCCAUUGUCUUGAAUCCCAGAUCGAGAUUAUACGAGUUUGCCACGACUAUGUUACAUUUGACUGAAAAAUGGUACGAGGACUUAUUGUGGUGCGAAGAUGCUAUCUGUCUCGAGAGAAAUUCAAGAGAUUUCAUAUCGCGUAGUAUAUUGGUGAAUGAAAAUACAGAGUCGUUAUUGGAAAAGGUGAUCUUACCACAGCAAGGAGAGGGGAAAUUGUUCAAGAAGGUUUUCUAUCCAAAAUACACCAACGCUGAAACGAAAAAGAAUUAUGACCAAGUAAAAGCAAAAACUGCAGGAAGUGGAUAUGGUGGAUUGUUUUCAGUGACGUUUUACAACAUCGAGCAGGCUAAGAUGUUUUUCAAUUCCUUGAACUUGUGUAAGGGACCGUCAUUAGGGACCAAUUUCACACUAGCAUGUCCUUAUACAGUCCUAGCACAUUACCAAGAGAUGGAAGAGGUGGCCAAGUUUGGCCUUGAAGAUAAUCUUGUAAGAGUUUCGGUGGGACUUGAAAGCAAACAACACCUUGAAAAAGUGUUUCAAACCGCCAUCGAUGCAGCUUUAACUGUUCAAUAA
Kluyveromyces lactis is the source of this 2067-nucleotide messenger RNA. RefSeq names its product cystathionine gamma-synthase (gene STR2). Gene Ontology annotation, molecular function: cystathionine gamma-synthase activity; pyridoxal phosphate binding. The record is from RefSeq and is a predicted model, not a curated record. NCBI's taxonomy places the organism in Eukaryota, Fungi, Ascomycota, Saccharomycetes, Saccharomycetales, Saccharomycetaceae. The transcript has a single exon. Bases 1 to 2067 code for a protein of 688 amino acids. Gene Ontology annotation, biological process: transsulfuration.